Molecule: messenger RNA, 2842 nt
Organism: Doryrhamphus excisus (bluestripe pipefish)
Lineage: Eukaryota; Metazoa; Chordata; Actinopteri; Syngnathiformes; Syngnathidae
Source: RefSeq, a predicted model, not a curated record
AAUACCCCAUCCCCCGGCAGACACUGUUUGGAAGUUAUAAUAAUACAUUUCUUGAAAAUACCAUUAUACUCUCUUUUCCCACACAAAGCCAUGGAAGGAGUGCUACAGCAGGGGCCUUGCCCAGACCCUAGCUCCAGUGGCCCCCAGGUAAAUUGAGUUUGAGACCCCUGUCAGAGACGCUGAGAAAAGAAGAUAAAAAGCACCCAAACGCACCUUUACACCUUCGGAUGGCUCACAGGAGGCUGACCUGUGACUCUUGCAGCAAUGACAAGCUCUCCACAUCCGUCAGAAGCAACAUUAAGGACAAGAUUUCUCUUUGGGAGGCAAAGGAACCCUCAAAGAGGAUGGAUAAGCAGAGUGAGGACCAUAUGGAAAAUGGCGGCAAAGUGGUUAAAAAUAACAUAAGCAAAUGUGGAGACAGACAGCAAUUAGAAAUUAAGACUGCAGUCAGUGAAGAACUGAAGGAAAAUGUGGGGAAGCUCAAAGAUUCAAGACCUUGUCCGCAAAAUGACAACGACGGAAAGAAAGCGGUCUUCACUCUUUUUAAAAAGCUGGACGCCAUGGAUCAUGGUAAAACUCCUCCAGAACUUGGAAACUAUUUCAGCCCAGCGAGCAAAGACAAGCAAGCAAGGGGAAAAGACCUAAUGGAAUCUUUGGGAAAGGCUCCUGUUAACCCAGUCCCGAAACCGGAGCGCACCUUCCAGCAUCCGGUCACUAGAAAGCAGAGGAACCUACCUCCACUGCCAAAAACAUCCUCAAGACAUCCACCUGUUCUUAACAACAAGAAACCACUUGAAUGUGAGGACAUUCCAGGUUUGAAUAGUUCCUUGCGGACUCCGGAGCAUCACUAUGAAGACAUCCUGGAUGCAUUCAAAGAGAACCCAUACGAAGACAUUGAGUUGGAGAGUCUGUGCUCCCAGCAGUCUUUGCCGUCGUCGCCUGGUGCAGACACAAGCAAGGUUUCAAGACCUGGCUUUUUUAGGAAGAAUUCAGAUCGGAGUUUCAAGUUGCUGGACCUGUGUCGAGCUAGCCAGCAAAGCCAUGGUAGUGGUGGGGUUUCAUCUCCGAUCCAGCUCAGCCCCCCGUCCACUCCUACUGAACCUGGACCCUGGCUGACCGGGGAGUCGUCCAGUCGUACGUGUCGAAGGAUACCUACGGUGAUCCUGAGGAUAAACAACAUCUUUGAGGCUCGGAUUGGGAAGAAACAUCUCAGGAGGAUUUAUCAGUAUGCUGAGACCAGCUCAGGGAGAGUAACCGAUGAAAACAGCGACUCUGAGAGUGAAUUUGAAGAGCGAGCCAAAGCCCAUCGCCAACGUCUGGUCUCAGUCCAGUCCAUACUGAGCCGGCCGGGCUGCACUGAGGUGGAGUGCAACAGUACCAAAACCAGGAGCGGCUUGCUUUGGCAUCGCCAGCUCUUCGAGUUCUUCCUGGUUGUGUCACUCCAGAGGUCAAAAGCAGGCGGACAUUAUGUGCCGGAGGUCACGCAGCAAUUCCCUCCAAAGCUGGAGCGAAAUUUCAAAUUCAUGAAGGAGACGGAAGAUCAGCUAAGGAUUAUUCCCAGAUUUUGCUUCCCAGAUGCUAAAGACUGGGAGCCGGUGGAGAGCUAUCCAAGUGAAACGUUCUCCUUUGUAUUGACUGGGGAGGAUGGGAGCAGGCGCUUUGGAUACUGCAGACGAUUACUGCCUAGUGGAAAAGGAAAACGUCUUCCAGAGGUCUACUGCAUUGUUAGUUGUCUUGGCUGUUUUAACCUGUUCUCUAAGGUACUGGAUGAAGUGGAGAGGCGCAGGGCUCUGUCACCCGCUUUGGUGCAGCCCUUCAUGCGAGCAAUCAUGGAGGCCCAGUUUCCAGCUCCGGGAAGAACCAUCACCAUCAAAACAUUUCUCCCUGGCUGUGGCACUGAGGUGAUGGAGCUAUGCCGGCCAUCCGACUCCCACUUGGAACACGUGGACUUUGAGUGUCUUUUCUCCUGCCUGAGUCUGAGGCUGCUUCUCGGGGUGUUUGGUUCGCUGCUACUGGAGCGCAGGGUCAUCUUUACUGCUGACAAACUAAGUACCCUGUCCCAGUGCUGCCAUGCCGUGGUGGCGCUCCUCUACCCUUUCGUAUGGCAGCACACCUACAUCGCUGUACUACCUUCCACCAUGCUCGACAUAGUGUGCACGCCAACCCCUUUCAUCGUGGGCCUGCUGUCCGGCUCCUUGCCGCAGCUCACUGAGCUACCCCUGGAGGAGGUUCUUGUUGUUGAUCUGGAGAAAAAUCGUUUUUUAAGACAGCUGGAAGAUGAAGACUCCAUCCUGCCUUCUAAACUCCAAGCCGCCCUGGAGAAUGUUCUAGAGAGGAGACAAGAGCUUGCUAACGGUAAAGCCAAUGAUCUUAUCUCCUGUGUAGAUCACCUCAGCACUGUUGUGUCCGAGGCCUUCGUGCGCUUCUUCGUGGAGCUGGUAGGCCACUAUCCUCUCUUCUUCUUUGAGGAUAUCUCCUCUGCCUCCCCAUUCCGAAGGUCCCCCGUCCCUUUCUCCUUCCAGCGGGAGGCCUUCCGGAAGGCUGUGCCCUCAAAGACGGUGAGGCGUUUCCUGGAGAUCUUCAUGGAGACGCAGAUGUUUGGAUACUUCAUACAGGAGAGGGAGGUCCAGGGACCCAACCUCCGAGGGCUUUUUGAAGUGAGGGUGCACGAGUAUCUAGACACCAUCCAUGAGAGUGAACACAGGAGGAUUAACAGGUUUCUCAAAGGCCUAGGGAACAGAAUGAAAUUCUUGUCCAAAAAAUAAGGAACAGAAUAGAAACUGUUUUUAUGGACGCAUGCUGGGAUUUUUUUGGCACUGAAAAAUGAUAUCAAAACAUGGUG